Odontomachus brunneus is the source of this 3791-nucleotide messenger RNA. It is a transcript of the gene sowah, whose product is annotated as ankyrin repeat domain-containing protein SOWAHB. The coding region runs from base 1377 to 3050 and encodes 557 amino acids. The transcript has 20 exons. Lineage: Eukaryota; Metazoa; Arthropoda; Insecta; Hymenoptera; Formicidae. Gene Ontology annotation, molecular function: protein binding. The record is from RefSeq and is a predicted model, not a curated record.
GAGAGUGACAGACGCGCCGUCUCGACACGACACGACGCGACGAGCACCGGCGGUAUGUAACGAGAAGCUGGAAGAUUACUCCUUAAUAACACACUUACGAUACGCCCCGACGAUCGCACGUCGUCACUCCUGAUACGUAUUUCCGCACAAGGCUGAUUUUCAACAGACAGAAGACGAGUAGAACGCGGAGCGAUGUGUCCAUGACGAUUGCUCGAAUAAAAAGAUCGGACGUAACCGCGCGAUAGUGCGCCGAAAAUAGUCGCACUCUUGUAUAACGACGCCCUCUCUACAUCCAAUGCUGUAGACGUUAGCCCUUACCAUCGGAUAGAUCGAUAAUCGUUAUCCAGUUGCGCGCCCCUAUCUUCAUUAUCGAUCUAUUUGUAUGGAACAGCCGCCGUGAACGCGUCGCCCGAUAUCGCUCCGCGUUUCACGCAUCUUCUGUUCAUCAAAAGUAAGUCUCGUGGGGAAAUAAGCAUCGAGAGUGUCGACAAUAGUGAUGUGCGGGACGUAUCUGGUGAUAGAACCGAAUGAUCGUCGAAUUUAUAAAUUGAAAAUCGGAAAUACGGUGGCGAUCGAAAGAAUAGAUGGAUAAUACGACGCUAGAGAUAUUCGCGACGUCGAAUAUUUCAAGGUGGUGUCGCUCCGUUCGCAAGAAAGAGAGGGGUAUACAGCCCCAUACAGCCGUCCUUGUCGGAUCGCAACAUCGUUCAAGUCGUAACGCAAAUUUUCGAUGUAUAUACUACGUCAUCGGUUGCACGGCUAUCCUUGGUCUUUCUACGUCGAGCCGCCGCCAUUAACGUAUCGCUCAACAUCGCUCCGUGUUUCAUGCGUCUUUUGUCCGUCUAAAGUGAGUCUCGCGUGGAAAUAAGUAUCGCAUGUGUCGACAAUAGCGAUGUGCGAUCGUCGGGACGUAUGGCAACGAUCGCGAAUAUUCUGCAAGUCUACACGGCUCUAUCUCGGUGAACAUUUUAUUACAAAACGAGCAACUAGGAGGAAACGUCCAGUAGCUGGCAUUCUUGCUCGGAUUUUAUCAAAUAUUAAGGUAUAGGCAAAAAAUCGCAGUGCUAAUAUAUGAUGUCAUUAUCAUACAUCAUAAUAGUUGACAACAUUUCCACAAAAGUGUCAAAAACAUGCAGAGUGCCGACUAUUAGAGGUUUAUCCUUACAAAGAAAAGUGUAUCGGGACGUCCACACGGCGAGAGGCGAUCAGCUACAUAACGACUGUGUGUAGCUGAAGCUUACGUCUACAGCAAUUCAUGUGUGAGAGCCUUUAACCAUUCCGCUUGGCGGCACCCGCAGCGAUCGUAGUUACCGACGCGUCACUCUGCUUCGCAGACCGCCGCGCGCGGCACUGUCGCGCCUGACAGUACGACCAAGAUGGCGUCGCCUAGUGAGCUGUCCCUCGAGGAGAUUCGGAAUUAUUUAUUGGAAAACGGCGGUACGGCGCGCAAUCACGACCUAGUGAAGCAUUUCAAGCGGUUCCUGACGGACCCGGAGACGCGAGUCGAGGCCAGAAAUCGGUUCAAGGAGUAUGUCAACACCCUGGCCACCAUAAAGAACGAAGAGGGCGAAAAGUAUCUGGUUCUCAAGAAGAAAUACCGGCAAGUUUCCUUGGGGGACCUCUCGCUCCCUCAGCAAGUGGGAUCACCACCUUCAAUCACCACUCCCGAUUUACCUGUUUCUCCUCUACGAGAACCUCCACCGUACCGGCCACCACCUCCCGCACCCCUCAGCCCGACAGUGAAUAAUUCUCAAGUGAGUCUUGAGGAGGAUCGAACGACGACGAUUUCUGAGCACGGAGAGAUUAGGAGGAACGAUAAUUCGGAGUAUGGCGCGACUGAUAAUUCAGAGCUCGGCACGCCGGUUUCAUCGCCCCCGGUUCCACCGCGCCGCAAAAGUCAGGACAAGCUCAAAUUGGAGAACAAGGAGAACAUCGAGAAGAAUAUGAAAGGCUUCUCGGAAGCAGUCAUAAAGGAGGAUGAAGCAACUGUGACUAAUCCUGGGUCGGCUGAGCAGUUGAGCGUUCGUGAACGGAUGCAACGUUUCAACCGUAUGGCCAGCGAGACCGAUCUUCCCAGCAGACCCAGCGGUGGCACAACUACUCCCACUAAGAAACGGACAGAGAAAGGCGCCGACGAGGAUGACAGCGCUUCCGUUGCCUCGCAACUGGACGGAAAAUCGCGGGAGUGGCUGGUCAGGGCGGCGCAGGGGGACUACCAGGCCUUGGCGAAGCUCGCGACUGAGGAACCUCGUCUCACCAGGCUGAAGGUGCUGGCCCAGGAUCCGACUUCCGGCUAUACGGCGUUGCACUGGGGCGCCAAACACGGCGACGAGAACAUCGUGAAAUUAAUAGCGGGCACCUACAAGGACUACAUCAAGAGCGUCAAUGAAACUACGAAUGGGGGCUACACGCCGCUGCAUAUUGCCAUGCAAUUCGAUCACGAGAACAUAUUCAACCUUUUGGUUCAGGUAUACGGAGCGAAUCAAGACGUACGCGACCACAGCGGCAAGAAGGCCAGGCAGUACUUGGUGUCCCAAGAGGCAGCGGUCAGUCAGGACACGUUUCGCAAAAUAAAAGCAAGGAAAAAGCAUGCAGAGAAAGAUCUUGGUUUCCUACGAAUUGGCUCGUUGAACGUUCGCGUGAAACGUACGACGGAAGCCUUCAGCCAGUUCCUGGGUGUGGCAACUAGCAGCAGCAGCAGCAACACGGCCGGGAGCAACAACGAGAAGAUCCACAAAUCGUGGGGAUCCGCGGAUAACGUUCAGCUGGACCAGAAGAUGAUGCCACCGCCAAAGUACGCGCCCAUCAAAAAGCGCAGGAGCCGGCGGGCGCAGGAUUUCGGGCCGUCGCGAGGUCAGCAAGCGGCCAGUCAGCCGACUACUCCGUUGCUGCAGGGCAAGGUCAACCGACCAAACAACCAGGCCGUUCAACGUCGACCGACGUCCACGACGUCUGUCAACUCCGUCGUUUCCAACGUCCAGCAGAACGACUCCGACUCGGAUACGGCGUGCGGCUUCGACUCCGCGUGGCGAGGAUCCGCCCAACUGUAGAUAAUUCUUGUAAUUUGUCAUCUUGAGUUUACAUCACGCCUUACCCCUUCUAAUGAUUAGUGAUUUCUCGUUUCUAUGGAACAAAAAUUGUACAUAUCGAAGCGCGCGAGGACUUCAUCCUCCAAAUCAAGAAGCUCAAGGAUCUUUAAGGCAAUUGUAGUCUCUUCGCGUACACAACAUCGUAAACGAGAAAUAUGUAUAUCUAAUGAAUAAUCUUCGCUAUUUUCGUUAUGAACAAGGUCCGCAUUAGUGAUUUCUUGUGACAUAGAAUGAUUCUUGAUCGUUCUUGUAGUUUUCUUUUAUAUUUUGGAUUAAUUUUAUUAUUGAUAGUUGUACUCUUAAUGUUUUAAUGCAAAGCGGCUGAUAUAAUGAAAAUUGCAGAGUGUUUGAGACAUAAAUUAUUUCUGUAAAAUUUUUAUCAGCUACUUAUAUUUCGUUAUUUCUUCGAUAAUGCCUCCGAUAAUACAUAUUAUGCAUUUAAAUAUAUUUUACGUUGUAUAGCAAUAAUCUUUUUUGAGUAAUUGAUAUGUUUUCUCUUUUUAUCUUAUUAUUUUACUUCUUAUCUUUUUAUUUUAGUUAAAAUAUACAAGUUUCAACGAGAUGUGUUUUAUAAAUUAUACGUUAAGCUUAAUUUAAGAGAGUAGGACAUACUGUAGAUUUGAAUACGCUUACCUACAUUAUAAAAUAUAUGAAGCAAAAAUGUAUUUAUUAAAUAUAAAAAAUAAAAUGUUAUAUAAUUUA